UCAGGCGAAACUAUGAAGGAGUGUCUGUUCUUACAUUGUGACGUUGCCGGGAGACCAUACCGCCUCGAAGACUUCCGUGACCCGCUGCAGGAACUCGGUGUAUUGAAAGACGUGACCGGUAUUGGGCCCUUCCAAAUGACGCAUGUGUGGCUCAUCAAGCUACGAACUCCAGAGGUGAAGGAAGUGCUGGUUAGAGCGGGAGGCCUGGAGGUAAAAGGGCGCUUUUGCGCCGUCAUUGACCCAGUGCAACAAGACAUCACACUCAAAGUGCACUGGGUUCCAUUCCACGUUACCGGGGAAGCAUUGAAGAAGGCUUUCGACCCCUAUGGCGAAGUGAAAGAAGUAAGACAAGAAGACUGGAAGGUGAGGGGCUUCGAACAAGCUGAGUCUACCACGCGUAUUGUGCGGAUGACGCUCCGAGAGAACUUAACACCGGACGCUCUGCCCCAUUUGUUCAAGAUAUUUGGUGGCUCUGUGCUGGUUGUCGUUCCCGGGAGAGCUCCGAUUUGCCUGCGGUGUCGACGCAAAGGACACAUUAGAAGAGACUGCAGAGUGCCAAGGUGUUCCGAGUGCCGGGAAUUCGGCCAUGAAGCACAUGAUUGCGUACGUACGUAUGCAAGAGUUACUGGCAGCACGCAACCCGACGACGAAGGUCUCGAAUUGAUGGAAGAGGAGGUAACGGAGAAACCGACAGCGUCCUCGGAAACGCCGGUUCAACAGGUGGCAAGUGUCGCAAAAAAGGUGGCAACGCCAUCCGCGUCGACACAGGACGCCACAGCAGGAAGAAAGCAGAGAGAAAGAAGAAGGAAUGAAGAAGAGAAGACACCGCCUGCGCCCGCAGAAACGGACCACGGGUGUGACGCGUUUAACGUGGAGAUGGACGCGGAGCCAGAGACGCCAUAUGAGACGCCGGAUGAGAUGGUCACUGAGGAGCCAGCCGUGCCUUCCAAGAGGCACCGAAGCGAUGCUCCAGAAGAGGAGACGCCGGCUGACAGUGUUCAGCGCCUGGAGCCGCAGUGGAUGGUGGUCCGGUCGACCCGGGCCAAGAAAGGGAAGUCCGCCCCACCGCAACGGUCAGCGUCGCUCACCCGAGAUGGGCAGGCGACGCAGUGACCAACGCGACUGGUGUCGCGGGUGCCCGUUGAAGCUGUCGUGCCGACAGGGACGCUCAGUUUGUGAGGGUUGCUAUUUGCUGGGGGCCUUACUGUUGUUUUGCUCUUGCUCUUUGAAAUGGCUAUGUCGUUAGCUCCAUUGCGCGUGGGAACCCUCAACGUUAGAGGUUUUAGGGCGAGACGGCGGCAGCGUCAGCUCCGACGCGUAAUGUUGGAAGAAGAUUUAGAUAUAUUGGCCAUUCAAGAGACUAAAAUAGAGAGUGAGAGUGAGACUGAUAGUAUGGUUGCACAGUUUAGUGACCGCUAUACUGUAUGCGUUAGUCAUGCUGUUGGCACAACGGCCGGUUGCUGUAUUUUUA
Dermacentor andersoni is the source of this 1471-nucleotide messenger RNA. RefSeq lists its product as uncharacterized. The record is from RefSeq and is a predicted model, not a curated record. Gene Ontology annotation, biological process: activation of innate immune response. Gene Ontology annotation, molecular function: RNA binding; zinc ion binding; double-stranded DNA binding. NCBI's taxonomy places the organism in Eukaryota, Metazoa, Arthropoda, Arachnida, Ixodida, Ixodidae.